Messenger RNA from Leopardus geoffroyi (Geoffroy's cat), 3322 nucleotides. RefSeq names its product eukaryotic translation initiation factor 2A (gene EIF2A). Gene Ontology annotation, biological process: translational initiation. Lineage: Eukaryota; Metazoa; Chordata; Mammalia; Carnivora; Felidae. The coding region runs from base 307 to 1992 and encodes 561 amino acids. Gene Ontology annotation, molecular function: protein binding; mRNA binding; ribosome binding. The transcript has 15 exons. Gene Ontology annotation, cellular component: cytosolic small ribosomal subunit. The record is from RefSeq and is a predicted model, not a curated record.
GGGACAAGAUGGCGCCGUCCACGCCACUACUGACAGUCCGAGGAUCAGAAGGACUUUACAUGGUAAAUGGACCACCACAUUUUACAGAAAGCACAUUGUUUCCAAGUAACAGGAACUCGUUCCUUGAAGAAGCGACUGAUUCCAGGUCUAGUACAGAAGACAGUACGAGUUGAGCUAGAGACAUUUUGGUCCAGAAAGCAAGGAAGCUAUAAAAGACUACCAGGGCUUUGUUGAAGAGUCACAAGAGUCAACUUCAGGGCAUUCACAGCAACUUAAGAUGAGGCAAUUUGAGCAUUGGAAAGAAUCAUGACUAAAAGGAUUGGGACAUUCAAGGAAUCCGGGAAAAAUUGCAAAGUCUAUACCUUUAGUAAGGAUGGCACCUUGUUUGCCUGGGGCAACGGAGAAAAAAUAAAUAUUAUCAAUGUCACUAACAAGGGACUACGGCACUCCUUCGACCUCCCAAAGGCAGUUUGCCUUGAGUUCUCGCCAAAAAACACUGUCCUGGCAACGUGGCAGCCUUACACUACUUCUAAAGAUGGCACAGCUGGGGUACCCAACCUACAACUUUACGAUGUGAAAACUGGUACAUGUUUGAAGUCUUUCAUUCAGAAAAAAAUGCAAAAUUGGUGUCCAUCUUGGUCAGAAGAUGAAAGUAUCUGUGCCCGAAAUGUUAACAAUGAAGUUCACUUCUUUGAAAACAACAAUUUUAACACAAUUGCAAACAAAUUGCAUUUGCAAAAAAUUAAUGAUUUUGUGUUAUCACCUGGACCCCAACCAUACAAGGUGGCUGUCUAUGUUCCAGGAAGUAAGGGUGCACCUUCAUUUGUUAGAUUAUAUCAGUACCCCAAUUUUGAUGGACCUCAUGCAGCCUUAGCUAAUAAAAGUUUCUUUAAAGCUGAUAAAGUUACAAUGCUAUGGAAUAAAAAAGCUACUGCUGUGUUAGUAAUAGCUAGUACAGACGUUGACAAGACAGGGGCGUCCUACUACGGGGAACAAACGCUGCACUACAUUGCAGUGAACGGAGAAAGCGCUGUCGUGCAGCUACCAAAAAAUGGCCCCAUUUAUGAUGUCGUUUGGAAUUCUAGUUCUACUGAGUUUUGUGCCGUUUAUGGUUUUAUGCCUGCCAAAGCGACAAUUUUCAACUUGAAAUGUGAUCCUGUUUUUGACUUCGGAACUGGUCCUCGUAAUGCAGCCUACUAUAGCCCGCAUGGACAUAUAUUAGUACUAGCUGGGUUUGGAAAUCUGAGGGGACAAAUGGAAGUGUGGGAUGUUAAAAACUACAAACUUAUUUCUAAACCAGUGGCCUCUGAUUCUACAUAUUUUGCUUGGUGCCCUGAUGGCGAGCAUAUUUUAACAGCCACAUGUGCUCCCAGGUUACGUGUCAAUAAUGGGUACAAGAUUUGGCAUUAUACUGGCUCUGUCUUGCACAAGCAUGAUGUGCCAUCAAAUGCAGAAUUAUGGCAGGUUUCUUGGCAGCCAUUUUUAGAUGGAAUAUUUCCAGCAAAAACGAUAACUUACCAAGCAGUUCCAAGUGACGUACCCAGUGAAGAACCUAAAGUUGCAACAGCUUAUAGACCUCCAGCUUUAAGAAAUAAACCAAUCACCAAUUCCAAACUACAUGAGGAGGAGCCACCUCAGAAUAUGAAACCACAAGCAGGAAAUGAUAAGCCAUUAUCAAAAACAGCCCUGAAAAAUCAAAGGAAGCAUGAGGCUAAGAAAGCUGCAAAACAGGAAGCAAGGAAUGAAAAGAGUCCCGAUUUGGCACCUACUCCUGCCCCACAGAGCACACCACGAAAUACUAUCUCGCAGUCAACCUCUGGAGACCCUGAAGUAGACAAAAAAAUCAAGAACCUAAAGAAAAAACUGAAAGCAAUCGAACAACUGAAAGAACAAGCUGCAGCUGGAAAACAGCUAGAAAAAAAUCAGUUGGAGAAGAUUCAGAAAGAGAAAGCCCUUCUCCAGGAGCUGGAAGAUUUGGAAUUGGGUAUUUAAACAUUCACAGAAAGCCAAUUGUUACCAGAAAUCAGUGCAAACACAUUUUCUGAUAAACCCAUUGGUGUACAUGAAAUACCCAUGUACCCACAUUUAAUGUUCAUCUAUAAUUUUAACCAUUUAUCCAAGAUUCUGCAUAUGUAUAAAAUUAUUUAAUAAUGUCUAUUAAAUUGAUUUUUACAUCCUGCAUCCUAUGCCAUGUCAACACAUGAUGUAGAAAAGAAAUACAUGAAUUUCUUUAGUAAGCCUGACAGAUUGAAAGACGAUGUCAUUGCUUUUUUUAGUAGAGGAUAGUAUUUACCACAUAUGUGAAUAAAAACAAUUUAAAUUUAAUCAUUGUUGGCUUUGUUAUAAGUUGCUAAGUUAACAGAUCCUUUAUUAAUUUACAAGACAAGUUUGGGAAAUUUUUCCUUUGAAUAUGUAAUAUGGCUUUUUUCUUAUCCUAAAGCAUUCUUAUACUGUCCAAACUUGAAAGAAAAGCCUUAAAUAUCAGAUUUUACUAAAUAUAUUAAAUUGAUUAUAUUAUUUGUAGUAUUUGGAAUAGUUUUUCUGGUUCUAAAAUACAGACUUUAAAAAUGGAAAAUAGUAAAACAUUUUAUUUUGGUAUUUCAAAUACUAAAUCUAGUGAUUUAAGGAUGAGGUAGAUAUUUUCCAAACAUGAACUAUGAUUAUUUUGUUGUAGUCGAGUCUUGAUUGUUUUGAUUGUUUAUUCAUAUGAUGAAAAAAAAAGAUGUAAUGAUAAUGCCAGACGCUCAUCUAUCAAAACUAAUUUAUAUUUGGUUUCAGAGUCUAUUGCAAUUAAUUUUUUUAAUCAGGUUUACAUUUGAAAUUACUUUUCUUUUUUUAAGGUUGAUUACUUUAAGUAAUCUCUACACCCAACAUGGGGCUGGUAUUCACAACCCCCAAAGAUCAAGAGUUUCACACCCUUCCAGUGAGCCAGCCAGGCACCCCAACACUUGAAAUUACUUUUCAUUUGCAUCGAUGACCCGUUUUCCAAGAGGUAGUAUUUAAACUGAUAGGUAAAAGAAUCCAGAAACACCUUGAGAAACAAAAACAGAUAACUGAGUUUACUGACACCCCAGAACUUCUAAUAAGAUUUGGUAAAGACCUAAUUCAUUAAAAUUUGAGUGUUAUUUUAAAUAUUUUGUGUGGAGAGAGAGAGAGAGAGAGAGUGUAUGUGAGUGAGUGAGUGAGUUUGAGUGUGAAUGCACACACAUAUAAUUGCUUUCAACAUUAAUUCAUUUCUGAUAAUAAAAACUUAAGCAGAUAGAUUACUUUUACGGUGUAUUACCUUAAAAAUCGUUUUUCUAAUAAAACAUUAACUAAUGCA